CUCGCUUUUCUCAUAUACAAACCCAACCCUCCUCCUCUCUCUCUCUCUCUCGGCCCUUCUUGCUUCCUCUUUUUCUGUGGCUCCUCUCUCUUCCUUGGAUUUGAGACAAAAACACAAAAACAAAAGAAAAAAUGGAACAUGGGUGCUGUUAGUUUACAGACCCAUUUGGAUUUGGACUCUAAAUAUUUGAUCCUGCUUCUAGCUUCAAAGUGACAAAGAGGUGUGAGUGGGGGGUGCCUUUGGUCAUGGACAAGCCUAGUUUUAUGAGGCAAGGAGUGCUGAGGCUGCCCCCUGGAUUCAGAUUCCACCCCACUGAUGAAGAGCUUGUCGUGCAGUACCUCAAGAGGAAGGUCUUCUCCUGUCCGUUGCCGGCUUCCAUCAUCCCCGAGAUCGAUCUCGGCAAAUACAAUCCUUGGGACUUCUCUGGUGGGUGCAAGCAAGAGAGGUAUUUUUUCUACCUUAGAGAGGCCAAGUAUCGGAAUGGUCAUCGAUCGAACCGGGCGAGCGGGUGCGGUUACUGGAAGGCAACAGGGAAGGACAAAGCGAUCGUAGCUUCGAGCAGCAACCAGGUGGUGGGGAUGAAGAAGGUGCUGGUCUUUUAUCAUGGCAAGCCUCCAGGAGUGUCGAGGACUGAUUGGAUCAUGCAUGAGUAUCGCCUCGCCGGCACUGAGACGAGAGCUUGUGUCUUCCCCCAAAGAAAAAACUCAACCCAUAGUUCCAUGGUUCCUACAAAGGAUUGGGUGCUCUGUCGCAUUUUUAAAAAGAAAAGAGCUAACACGAUGGAUGUUGAUGCUGAGGAAUACCGCGAAGAGAACCAAAUUAGAAAUGGUGGCAUUGGGUUCAUCGAUUUCAUGGGACUGCAACACAGAGAUCAACAGCCUUCUUUGGCGUCUUCGUCAGAAUCAAGCUGUGUCACCGAGCCUUCCGAUGGAUCAAGCAGUGGAGAUGAAACUAGCUGCAGCAAUGGUAGACCACUUCCAUAAGGAAGAGAGGCUUAGAGUUCUUUUGCUUUGUUGUAUCAAAACUAGAAGCCUCCCUUUUUUUUUUUUUUUUCCUUCCAUGAAUAACCAUAAGCUUUUGACCCUAGGAAUUCUAGCCUCUUCAUCUCUUGUAAGUUUUCUUUUUUAACAACUUAGAUACAAGAGAUCUUUGUGGAUCAUCAGAGCUUAUUGCUAAUGUGGAAGAGAUGUUUUCCUUAAUGAAACUAUGUUCUUUGUUAAUCA
Messenger RNA from Elaeis guineensis (African oil palm), 1223 nucleotides. RefSeq names its product NAC domain-containing protein 83. Gene Ontology annotation, molecular function: DNA binding. Gene Ontology annotation, biological process: regulation of DNA-templated transcription. The record is from RefSeq and is a predicted model, not a curated record. NCBI's taxonomy places the organism in Eukaryota, Viridiplantae, Streptophyta, Magnoliopsida, Arecales, Arecaceae.